UGUAACCAAACGUGUAUCAACUCACCUGGAAAUUACUCGUGUUCUUGUAAUCCUGGCUUUGAGCUCGAUGAUGAUGGGUUUACAUGCAGUGAUACCAAUGAAUGUAAUGCAACAGACGUGUGUAGUAAUGGGGACUGUACAAAUACAUAUGGAAGCUACUAUUGCACUUGUGAUGACGGUUUCACAGGAACUGGAAAUGACUCUUGUAUAGAAAUCGAUGAGUGUGAAUCGAAUCCUUGCCAAAAUGGAGCGACUUGCAUAGACGGGAUCAACAUGUAUAACUGUACCUGCGCACCUGGUUAUACUGGAACCAAUUGCACAAUAGAAAUCGAUGAGUGUGAAUCGAAUCCUUGCCAAAAUGGAGCGACUUGCAUAGACGGGAUCAACAUGUAUAACUGUACCUGCGCACCUGGUUAUACUGGAACCAAUUGCACAAUAGAAAUCGAUGAGUGUGAAUCGAAUCCUUGCCAAAAUGGAGCGACUUGCAUAGACGGGAUCAACAUGUAUAACUGUACCUGCGCACCUGGUUAUACUGGAACCAAUUGCACAAUAGCUACAACUACCACACAACCCACGCCAACUAUUCCAGAAGAUACUAGUUCCACAACGACUUCUGUUUCUGAUUCUACCACUUAUCUAACAACGAUAUCUUCACCUGGUAUGUUCAGAAGGGAAAAUGAAUUAAGAAAUUGUAUAUCAACACAUUUUGCAUUUAUGUUUCUGCCCGUAAAAGUAAAAAUGUGUGCACGGAUAUAA
Lytechinus variegatus (green sea urchin) is the source of this 756-nucleotide messenger RNA. RefSeq names its product fibropellin-3-like. Bases 274 to 756 code for a protein of 160 amino acids. The transcript has 6 exons. Gene Ontology annotation, biological process: Notch signaling pathway. Lineage: Eukaryota; Metazoa; Echinodermata; Echinoidea; Temnopleuroida; Toxopneustidae. Gene Ontology annotation, molecular function: calcium ion binding; Notch binding. The record is from RefSeq and is a predicted model, not a curated record.